Messenger RNA from Chondrus crispus (carragheen), 1005 nucleotides. RefSeq lists its product as hypothetical. The record is from RefSeq and is a predicted model, not a curated record. Lineage: Eukaryota; Rhodophyta; Florideophyceae; Gigartinales; Gigartinaceae. Bases 1 to 1005 code for a protein of 334 amino acids. The transcript has a single exon.
AUGGUGAAGCUAAACACAAGCUUUGGUCCCACGAUUAAGACCUUGGGAACCAAUCCCUUGAACAGGGCUCCAACACCCUCGUUUCUCAGCAGCUGCUUCAAAAUCUCGCCUCCGCUCACGCCGCUCCCAAAGUCCCUCGUCUGCAGGCGCGUCUUAAUAACAUCCAGCGGGCUCGCGACGGUAAUGCUAGCCAAGCCGCCUACAGUCGACGCGACAAACGUCUGGCCAAACGUGGCGUCGUUGAAGUUGUCCAAGCCAAAGACUCUGCCCUUCACAAACGCCGACGCGCCGAAGAGCGCAAAGCUGCCCGGGGCGUUGCGCGCGGCCGUCCAGCCGGCGCCGCGGUACAGGCCCGCCAGGCGCUCCUCCCUCAAAAUGGCGAGCAGGCCGCGGCCGCGCAGCGCGGCGGGGUUGUUCUGGCUCUUAAUCUUGAGGACGUCGAGCGGGAGCAGGACGACCUCGCCCACGCCGACGACGGCGCCUGCGAGCGCGUGGAGCCACAUCUUGCCCUUUCCCUCGCCCGCCCACGCGUCGACGCGGUGGCCGAAGCGGGCCGUCAUGCCCUCCCGCACGAACGGCUGGCCGCCAAACUUGUACACGCGCUGCAGGAUCUUGUACGCGGCGGCGAACGAGAGGCCCGGGAAGAGCGAGGUGUACUUGCGCAGCGGCGAGGCGUGCGCGUGGGCGUCGCGGAAGAUCACGCGCGAGAAGCCGUCCAGCGCCAUCGCUGAGGUCAUCCCCGGCUGCCGUAUCGGUGUGGCGUUGUUCAUCAGGCGCUUCGCGAUCGUGUCCACGGGGUGGAAGCCGAACAGCUCGACUACCCCCGCGAACGCGCUCCCGGACACGCGCGCCAAGCGUACCGCGGACGCGUCCGUCCGCGAGGAAGGGGACGGCGGCGGCGGCGGCGGCGGCGGCGACAUGGCUGGGGGGGGGGGGGUGCACGGAGGGGGUAGCAGCGGGACGACGGGCGGGGGCGGUGGCUGGGGGCUCUGCUACUGCUAUUGA